AUGCAUCUGCCGGAAGGCCCGCUAGGCAUGGAUAGCUUCAGCACCAUCCACGACGCACUUCGUGCCUGCCACGGCGACCUCGUGCAGACCGGAAGCCCUGCGAUUCUCUGCACCGCCUUGCCCACCCACUGGCGAUCUAACAAGUCCUUGCCGGUCGCUUUCAAAGUUGUUGCCCUUGAUGAAGUCAGCGAUGGCACUCCGGUGACGAUACGCGCCGGUAAUGAUGAGAAUUGCUGCGGGGAACUCAGAAACUGCACCGCUGUUAUGAAGAACCAGGUCGCUAAGUUUAAUGAUCUUAGAUUUGUUGGGAGAAGUGGGAGAGGAAAAUCAUUUUCGCUGACGAUACAAAUCAGCAGCCAACCAUCACAAAUCGCUACUUACACCAAAGCGAUAAAAGUAACCGUAGACGGACCUCGAGAGCCAAGAUCUAAAUCAAAUUAUCAAUACGGACCUGGCUUUCCUGGACUGGGGCUGCUGAAUCCCUGGAUAGACGCUGCUUACUUAGGGCACGCAUGGCACCUGCCACAUCCUGCACUCAUCAAAGGAGCAAUGCCAAUGCCGCCAGCGGAUUUAUUCCCUCCAGCCUUCACACCCAGUAUGUUACCCUCAACAUACCCGUUCCACGAGCACGUAAAGUUCCCGACGGAGUACCCGGGAAUGCCAACGACGAAGACACCAGCCUUGCCAACGAGCCCGUCUCGGAGCCCUCCAAGAAGUCCAAGCGAAACUAGCAGCGAAUCUGAAGAAGUACGCAGUGCCUUUGUGCCAAUUCGCCUCAACACACUGUCCAACGUCAGCGUCAACGGUACCACCAACCAAAUCGCCGUGACGAGUGACGUAUGCAAGAGAACGCCACCAGCGACUCCCUCCAGCCCUCCAGUGAAGAAAGAAAGCGGCCGUUGUGAGCUCAAAGCUCCGACGAAGCUUUCAGUGACUUCUAAGCCCGUUUGGAGGCCUUAUUAA
This is a messenger RNA of Cotesia congregata, 963 nucleotides long. NCBI's taxonomy places the organism in Eukaryota, Metazoa, Arthropoda, Insecta, Hymenoptera, Braconidae. The record is from the annotation of a GenBank genome assembly.